Mycena indigotica is the source of this 1257-nucleotide messenger RNA. RefSeq lists its product as uncharacterized. The transcript is spliced from 5 exons. NCBI's taxonomy places the organism in Eukaryota, Fungi, Basidiomycota, Agaricomycetes, Agaricales, Mycenaceae. The record is from RefSeq and is a predicted model, not a curated record. The coding region runs from base 1 to 1257 and encodes 418 amino acids.
AUGCCCGCCCAUACUCUCCAUACGCCCACCAAAACCAUUUCCCAUGGCUUCCCUCCGACUCCUUGUGCUCCGUAUAUUUCCGAUGCGACCAUACCAGCAGUCCUCUCACUCCUCCUCACUGGACUUGCCGCUAUUUGCGUCUGCAUCAGUCUCCUCCAUGGUCAAAUAAGGUUUCCAUGGUGGCGGACUGUUGGUGUCGCCUGCAUGUUGAUUGGUUUCAACCUGGUCGGCCAUAAUUUAGUCCUUUCGAGCAUCCAACACAGCUUCUCUUGGUUGUUUCUCCUCGUCGAAAACCAGAGCUUGCAGCUGUGGCGUGCCUUCGGCCAUUGUCUCCCGCAAUCCACUUUCACGGCCUAUAUUCGAAACCACGGCUAUGGUAUAGCACAUGAAAUAUCCCUCGUUGUCCGAACCCAUGCUAUAUGCAUGCUUAUCUCGACCAAGACACCAACACCGCCCCCUUUUCCACUCGUCGUAAGCGUCAUGGCUUCAGACGUUGGUCUAUUGGGGUUCCUUCUGUCGCUAGCGACGAAAUUACCGCCAUUCAAGGAUUUGUUAUGGGCUGUCUACCUCUGUGGAACAAUGCCAGGCUACUGGGGACCCCCGACCAUGAGUCGCCUCCGGCAAUUGCUUGCUUGGCUCCUCAGCAAUCCCUUGGUCAUGUCCAUCCUCCAGUCCGACUCGCAAAAGACAUCGCUUGUCAUCGGUCUGCUGCACAUGGCAUUCGCCUUACCUACGCUCCUGCACUGCAGCGUUCGAUUGUUGCGUCCGUCAUAUAACAUCUUCAAGUACUCCCUUAUUCAAUUCCCGGGUCCUUAUCUGCUCAUCCACAUCAUACUUACUCUCUGGAUCCUCGCCUUAUUGGCGGGGCAUUGCUCGAUAAUCAUCCGCGAGAGCGACCCCGCGCUCGACAGGCGUCCUUUCUUCGACGCACUUGCAAAUGACCUUCGUGUGAUCGCUCCGUUCAUGCACGACCGCCUCGAGCCAUUCAGAACGAACCAAUACGACGAGAUCGGCGUAAUCAGAGCACUUUUCAUGGAUGUAGCAAAGUCGGUGUGGACAUCGUUGGAUCUGAGCCGCCAAAUGCUCGUGCUAGGUCCCAUAGUAGUCUUUCGCGUAAAAUACUACUUGAUUUGCAGAUUCCUGCCAUUCGGAGGACUAAAUGGUGGAGACGAUGGCAACGGCGGCAACGGCAGCGUCGACUUGAAGAAUAGAUGCCAUUGGUUGGUUGAGAAUCGCAAUGCAACGAACGACGGUUAA